AUUAAUGUCACACCGGAUAAUCCGCGUCGCCGUAAUUUCUGUAUCCUAGACAACAGACCAGAGUUGUAUAUUAUUUACUUAAGAAAUUUUGUUUUACUUACACCAUAAUUUCAUUCUCGAAUAUUGACACAUUAUUAUAGCCCCGUAUGCUUGUCUGCCACGACACUGACAGACUCAAGGGUUGGACCGCCUUGAUAAGCAUCCUAUGGCAUUUUGUUCCAAAAUGGCGUUGGCGAGCAUGGGAAAGGACGCGAUAAAUACCGAAGAUGAUCAUCACCUUAACAAUUCAUACGGAGAUGAUGGUCUUAUCUCACCAGAUAAAGAAGACAUCUCUCGCAUUCUGACGGUUCCUUUCAGUGGAAGGAUCAGAGAUGGAAUGAGGCCUGGGAAGAAGAUCAUUGUCAUGGGCAUCAUAGAUCCAGAGCCAGACAGCUUUGAUAUCAUUUUGACUUGCGGCCACAAGGAGGAGAAAGAUGAUGAGGAUCUCACAGAUGUGGCCCUUAAACUCAGUGUACGAUUUGCAGAACGACAGUACCUGAGGAGUGCACGGGUUUCUGGGAAAUGGAGUGAGGAGGAGGCAGCCAUAUCUUACUUCCCUUUCAUCCCAGACCAGCCGUUCAGGAUUGAGAUCCAUUGUGAGCACCAGCGUUUUAGGAUCUUUGUGGAUGGACACCAGCUGUUUGACUUUUAUCACAAAGUUAAGUCUUUGCUGGCCAUUAAUAUGAUCCGGAUAGUUGGGAGUCUUCAGAUCACUAAACUGGGCUGAACCUACAACAAAAAGGACUUCUGACAGGUGACCACGCCCACCUGUGCAUUUGCCACAAGCAAUGAAGGCCUCCCAGCAUCAUCUGCAUUUUGCUUUCUUCAUUUAUUUCUGUGUAUUGUUUCAUGACAGGUUGGUGAAUGGUUGCAAUUUCAGAUGUGUGUCCCUUGUUGAAUGGUUUAAAAAUCUUGUAGCUUUUUAUGUUUAGUUCAGUUUUUUUCAGGGAUUGCACAAUUUGAUAUGCACUCUGUGGCAGUACCAAGCGCCACUGGUGAUUUUGCUACUAUGAAUGGACACUGCCAGUCUAUGCGUGCUUGAUGUCUAGCAGUGUAGUUGAUGAUCCAAAAAAUGAUCCAAGACUCAGGAAAUCAGAUAAAGUUGGUCUACUUAGUAAUUUAAGACUAAGAAUUUGUCAUCAGAAUGAGUAAAAUAAGCUUGGAAGAAGUUUGACUACUAGAAUGUUAGAGAUUUUAAGAUUUAGCAUUUUUAUGUUCCGCCCCAUUUUUGGUUUGGCGUCUCAACUACCUACUUUAAUAAGCUAAAGUAUUUUGGGUGGAGAGUAUUAUUCAGGCCCCAGAUGUGUAGCAGGGUGUACAGUUAACCAGCCUUUUAUUCUUCAUAUAUCUGUUCAUUGCAACCAUUCAUUUUUUGAGAGAUUGUGUUUCACUGCAGAGGAAUGUCACGCGACUUAGUUGACUUGAGGUUUGGAGUCAUCUUUGAAAUUGAAGCACUAAAUUUGGGUGGCGUGAUCAUCCUAUCAUUCUCUUCUAAGCCAACGCAGUAUUUCAGAACUUAAGUAUUAUGGGAAAUCCAUAGCAACCAAACCAACAAAUGAUUGUUUUCUAGUCCAGGAAUGAGAGCUGUUUUUCAUUACCUAGAUAAAGUGAAUUUUGCGAAACCCAACUUGGCUCAUAUAAAGUUUACACAAGAUCUUAAGCAUCAAGUAAAAGUUGAAGGAACACAAAUAACAGGGCUAAAUAGUUUUAUGAAUGUACAAUCAUCCACUCAUAGGCUGCAUAAUAGCUUAUGUGUGGGUGUAAAGUGGGUGUCUUCAAAGAAAAAGCCUAUUAUUCCCUCCAGCUCCCUUAUUUAUAACAUUCACUUGCCGCUUUGCUCCUCUUAAUAUAAAUGUGGAGUCAAGACUCAUCACAUUUCCUGUGUUCUGCUGUCAUUUCUGGCCUUUUGCCCACUUUAACAUCUGCAAGGCACCUCUGCCACAUACACUGUACCCACAAUGGUCUCUGUUGACAGAUCUGUACAUACAGUAAGCCCCAGCAAGCAUACGUAUUUAUGAUACCCAUUGUGAUUAUACAUUGCACUGUUGAUCAGUAUUAUGUUCAGUUUUAAAACGUAACACUCCCUGUAGAGUGGGGAAUUAAUUUUAAGAGCUUUGAUUAUUAAUAUUAAGUAAGAGUAACUAUUAAAGUUUCUUUUCGUUUCUUGAAUGUUUUGAUUUACACUCAAAGCAUCACUUCUUGGUCCCUCUUUAUUGGGAAAAACUCUGCUAAAUAACUUGAAGUGGGCCACUUACACUCAGAGUAUCUUUGCUGAUGUUUUUCCAGCUGUUUAUGCACCACAGAACUCAUGUUUAGUCUCAAACACAACAAAUUUAAUAACUAUUGGUACUGCCACGCAAGCAAUAUGGUUCUUGACCACAGGCAUCUCUCUCUAGUAAAGCUGACAUUUUGUGACAAAAACAUUUUGACUUAGAGUGGAAUGAGACAUAUUUAGCAUUUGAAGCCUGGACGUUUGGACCAAUGUGGAACACCAAAUAGUAUUGCUAUUUUAACUGGUACUUCUGUGGGACAUUCUUUGUUUUGUCUAAUACUGUUUUAAUGUUUAAAGGUGAAACUCACACUUUUGGAUGACAUUAAAUCUAUUAAAGUAUUGGCACAUAAAUGUUGUGUUUUGCAAAAUUUGCUGCUUCUGUAUUUGUAGAUUAUUUUGGCACAUGUUUCUAUGGUAUACUGGAUAUCUUAAUAUAUAUCUUCAGUUUUAAAGGC
Triplophysa rosa is the source of this 2766-nucleotide messenger RNA. It is a transcript of the gene lgalslb, whose product is annotated as lectin, galactoside-binding-like b. Lineage: Eukaryota; Metazoa; Chordata; Actinopteri; Cypriniformes; Nemacheilidae. The transcript is spliced from 5 exons. The coding region runs from base 206 to 766 and encodes 186 amino acids. The record is from RefSeq and is a predicted model, not a curated record. Gene Ontology annotation, molecular function: carbohydrate binding.